This is a messenger RNA of Arabidopsis thaliana (thale cress), 2039 nucleotides long. RefSeq names its product heptahelical protein 4 (gene HHP4). Gene Ontology annotation, biological process: response to hormone; response to sucrose. The transcript is spliced from 4 exons. The record is from RefSeq and is marked reviewed. NCBI's taxonomy places the organism in Eukaryota, Viridiplantae, Streptophyta, Magnoliopsida, Brassicales, Brassicaceae. Gene Ontology annotation, cellular component: membrane. Bases 483 to 1655 code for a protein of 390 amino acids.
UAAUAAACAAAACAAAACUAGUGGUCCCAAUUUGAAAUAUAUAAAAAUAUAUAAAAUUCAUAAAGCUUUGUGGCUUCAGAGCUUCCACUUCCAUCGUCGUCUUCUAUUUUUUCUUCUUUCUUCGAUUUCAUACCAAAACAAGAACUCUCUGUUUUCGACAAAAACGAAACCUUGAGAUCUAUUUUGAUUGACUUUUAAGAAAGAGAGAGAUCUUUCUUAGAAGAUUUUGUCUCGUCGGCAUUGAAGAUCCAGGGUUUGUCUUUCGAAAUUCAGGUAAUUUUCUCAAAUCCAUUUAUGGAUUGAAGCUUUAGGUAAUGAAUGAGCUGAAUCUGCAUAUAAAAAUCGAUACUUUCAUUAUCCAGAACAAAACAAGAUUUAGCAUAAACGUUCAAAAUUGAAACUUUGAUUCCUAACUUCUUGGAAUGAUUCAGAUUGAGCUAGAUUUAGAUCUGUAUGAUUGAUAUUAUGGGUUUGGUUUGUUUAUGAGUAGAGAGAAAAUGGGUGAUGAGGCAGAGAUCAAGGAACAUUUAAAGCCACAAGCUUCAUCUGAAACAAUGGACAAGAAACAUAAUGUGAAAGGGAAGAGGUUAUGGCAGAAAGUCAAGUAUCAAUUGGUGGAGUUUCAUUCAUUGCCUGCUUAUUUAAGAGACAAUGAGUACAUCAUUGGUCAUUACCGAUCCGAAUGGCCGAUCAAACAGAUUCUUCUCAGCAUCUUUACCAUUCAUAAUGAGACUUUGAAUGUUUGGACGCACUUGAUUGGGUUUUUCCUGUUUUUGGCGCUCACUAUAUACACUGCAACGAAAGUACCGAGUGUCGUGGAUCUUCAUUCGCUUCAACACCGUUUACCCGAUUUGUUGAGGAAAACAGAUCUCCACAAACUUCAUUCUGAGCUCAUGGCUCGCCUUCCUUCUAGUCCAUCUAGUUGGCAUGUGAUGGACCUUCUUUAUAACUGUUUGCCUGAAAGAUUUUCUCAUGGCAACUACACUGACAUGUGUGUUCUGCAUUCUGUGAGGGAAGAUCUUGCAAACUUGAUAGCUCCUUUGAUCUUCAGGCCAAUUACUCGAUGGCCGUUUUAUGCAUUUCUAGGUGGUGCUAUGUUCUGUCUAUUAGCAAGCAGCACGUGCCACCUCCUCUCAUGUCACUCCGAGCGAGUCUCCUACAUAAUGCUUAGGCUUGAUUACGCCGGCAUCGCAGCUCUAAUAGCGACUUCCUUCUACCCUCCGGUUUAUUACUCCUUCAUGUGUGAUCCUUUCUUCUGCAACCUCUACUUAGGAUUCAUAACCAUCUUAGGAAUCGCCACUGUGCUUGUUUCUCUCCUCCCGGUUUUCCAAAGCCCGGAGUUUCGGGUGGUGAGGGCGUCUCUGUUCUUUGGAAUGGGAUUCUCUGGCUUAGCUCCGAUUCUUCACAAGCUGAUAAUCUUUUGGGACCAACCUGAAGCCCUUCACACGACAGGUUAUGAGAUUUUGAUGGGUUUGCUUUAUGGGUUAGGAGCUCUGGUUUAUGCAACUAGGAUCCCAGAGAGAUGGAUGCCGGGUAAAUUCGAUAUAGCAGGACAUAGCCAUCAGUUGUUUCAUGUUCUGGUUGUUGCUGGUGCGUUCACGCACUAUAGAGCUGGGCUAGUGUAUCUUAAGUGGAGAGAUAUUGAAGGAUGUUGAAGAUGAAGAUUGAAGAUUAGAUGGAAUCUUUGAAUCUUGUUUGUAGUAGCUUCAUAUAAAAGUUGGAUUAUGUAAAGUCUUAUAUGUAAUCAAACGUUUAAUUGUUUCCUUUAUUCAACAAAGGAUUUAUAUUGUUAAUCCACAUAUGUAUUACUGGUUAAAGAAGCUGAAGGAUUCAUAUUUUUAGAUGAUUCCAGUCUUGAUUGCAGCAUUCAAAGUAUCAUAAUCCAGUGUCAACCUCAUAUAGCCUCCUUGUGAACCUGACACAAGCCUAAUUGUUCCAUGGCAGAGGAUACUUUGAUUCUGAUCUUCUUCUUGAAGGUUUCCCCUGAUUGGUAUACAUUUCGAAUGAUCCAUAAGUGUUGAUAAACUACAAGUACACAA